Leucoraja erinaceus (little skate) is the source of this 1250-nucleotide messenger RNA. It is a transcript of the gene nifk, whose product is annotated as nucleolar protein interacting with the FHA domain of MKI67. The transcript has 6 exons. Gene Ontology annotation, biological process: maturation of LSU-rRNA from tricistronic rRNA transcript (SSU-rRNA, 5.8S rRNA, LSU-rRNA). The coding region runs from base 16 to 1023 and encodes 335 amino acids. Gene Ontology annotation, molecular function: RNA binding. Gene Ontology annotation, cellular component: nucleolus. The record is from RefSeq and is a predicted model, not a curated record. Lineage: Eukaryota; Metazoa; Chordata; Chondrichthyes; Rajiformes; Rajidae.
GGGGGGGGGUGCGAGAUGAUGCGAGGUCCUCCAUCCAGUGGGGGGCGCGGUGGCGAUGUUGGAGGCGCCCACUCUUGCCCCGCGUUGUCCGUCACCUUCUCGCCUCCGUCCUCGUGGGUCCAAGGGGAGCGACAGGAGAUCGGCCGCUCAGUGAACUCCGGCAUCGGGACCAUGACCAUGACUGAGGCGAGAGGUGCGGCGGCCGCCGGCCGUGGUCGCGCCCAGCAAUCGCUUUCCCUCGAGCCCACGCUGCAGAAAGAGUUUCAGCGGAAGGUGCAGGGGAUGAAGAAGCGGCCGAAGCUUGUAAAGCUAACAUCAGGUGUAAUUUACUUGGGCCACAUACCCAAUGGAUUCUUUGAACCACAAAUCCGGAAAUACUUCUCCCAAUUUGGAACAGUUCGUCGUGUUCGACUUUCACGGAGCAAAAAGAGUGGACAGAGCAAAGGAUAUGCUUUUGUGGAGUUUGAGUGUGAUGAAGUUGCUAAAAUUGUUGCAGAAACCAUGAACAACUACUUAUUUGGUGAAAGGCUCUUGAAAUGUCAGGUUCUUCCGCCAGAAAAAGUACAUCCACAACUUUUCAAAGGUUGUGAAAAAAUUUUUAAGAAACCGACAAACCCAGCAGUUGCUCGUUACAACAAGAAACGAACCCCGGUACAACAGAAAGCUAUGUCACGGAGACUCCUCAUAAAAGAAAAACAGUUGCGAAAAAGACUUGCUGAGAAAGGAAUUACAUAUGAUUUCCCUGGUUUUGCUGCAACGGUGCCUAAAAAGAAGAAAAGAGCUUCUAGAAAAUUGAAUGAUACAGUAAGCAGCCAGGAUGAAACGCCUGUCUGCACGCCUGCUGUUAUAAAACGACGCAAAUCUUUAAAGGGCUUUAAUGAUAUAGAUGAUGAAAUCACAUUCAAAGUACCAUCCUCUGAAAAUACUACUGCAAAGAAAACCAAAUCAAUUGUUUCUUCAGGUGAAAAAGUGAAAAAAACGAAGAAAAUGAUGACUGUUAAAAGAAAAAAUCUAGGCAAUUAAAAGGAAUUUGUAAAGAAGCCAGAGAAACCUAACAACGAUUUAUUUGGAAGAUUGAUGCCUCAUUUUGUGGAAAGUGGUACUGAAACUUUUAAUGAAUCAGUAAGACAAUUAUUUACGGUGCCUUUGCUGUGUUGCUUGUUGUGCAUAGAAAGUUAAAAAACUACAUUUCAAUUUUGUAAUUACAUUUUGCACUUCAUAUCCCAAAAUUAAAAUAUUUUGUACAGUGA